This is a messenger RNA of Corticium candelabrum, 702 nucleotides long. RefSeq lists its product as uncharacterized. The coding region runs from base 1 to 594 and encodes 197 amino acids. The record is from RefSeq and is a predicted model, not a curated record. The transcript is spliced from 2 exons. Lineage: Eukaryota; Metazoa; Porifera; Homoscleromorpha; Homosclerophorida; Plakinidae.
AUGUUUGCCAAAGAGUACGUGCGGGACAUCUGCUCCUGGAAGUUACUUCAGAUGCCAAUUCGACUUAGGGGCAGAGUGGGGCUGCACCCCAACGUGUGUCAGAUAGAUGAAUUCUGCUUCUCGCACAAGCCCAAGCAUCACCGCGGACAUCCGGCACGGCAUCCAGUUUGGGUGUUCGGUAUUGUUGAUACCUCAACGACCCCUGCCACUGGAUACAUGGAAGUGGUACAACGUAGGGAUGCGGCAACCCUUCUGCCGAUAAUACAGGCUCACGUGCUGCCAAAUACAACAAUUCACAGCGAUGAAUGGAGAGCGUAUCAUCGCGCUAUCCAGCUUCCAAACAUUGCCAUUCACCAGACAGUCAAUCAUUCGUACCAUUUUCGAGACCCAGCAACCGGCGUUCAUACGAACCAUAUCGAAUCCUAUUGGAAUCGUGUAAAACUACGACUCAAACGAAUGAAAGGAUGCCACAGACACAUGCUACCAUCGUACCUUGACGAGAUUAUGUGGAGGGAGAGGUAUGGCAAACCCAGGCAGGAAGGUUUACAAGACCUUGUUGCUGACAUAGCAGCGCGAUACCCUGUACCUCACUGACAUUCUAGCAUUGUCUCACUUCUUGACUCAGUGGAAUUACAUAGAGUUUGUAGUUUAGUUGAACCGUUCCAGCAUAGCCUAGCUACUUUGUAAUUCUGUAAACAUUAC